Thunnus maccoyii (southern bluefin tuna) is the source of this 1370-nucleotide messenger RNA. RefSeq names its product membrane-associated ring finger (C3HC4) 9 (gene marchf9). The coding region runs from base 78 to 1091 and encodes 337 amino acids. NCBI's taxonomy places the organism in Eukaryota, Metazoa, Chordata, Actinopteri, Scombriformes, Scombridae. Gene Ontology annotation, molecular function: ubiquitin-protein transferase activity; zinc ion binding. Gene Ontology annotation, biological process: protein ubiquitination. The transcript is spliced from 4 exons. The record is from RefSeq and is a predicted model, not a curated record.
AAUUAUAAUAGAGGGAGAGAGGAAAAGACAAAAACACUUUUACACAUUUAUUCAUUUCAGUCUUUAUGUAGCCAAACAUGUUCAAGUAUCGGAUCCGCAUGUUUUUUAAUGAACUGAAAGUCCUGGUGUUUAUGCGAUCCGAUUCGAGACAGUCCGGCUCAGACACAGAUAGACGGUCCACCACCAUGCGAGGUCUGGGGAUGGGCGGCUGCGGUUGGCCGCCUUUCGUCGACUGCCAUUCCCGGGAUGACGAGGAGGAGUACUACGGCAGCGACCCGCGGCCCCGGAGCUUGGCGUUUGAGGACAAGGAGCCAAAGCUGCAAGUGGGCCUGGACGCCGUUUCUCUGGCCAGCACCGCCAGCAGCCUGCGGACCCCCCAGUGCCGGAUCUGUUUCCAAGGCCCCGAGCAGGGGGAGCUGUUGAGCCCCUGCCGCUGUGACGGCUCCGUGCGCUGCACCCAUCAGCCCUGCCUCAUCCGCUGGAUCAGCGAGAGGGGCUCCUGGAGCUGUGAGCUCUGCUACUUCAAGUACCAGGUCCUGGCCAUCAGCACCAAAAACCCUCUGCAGUGGCAGGCCAUCUCUCUGACGGUGAUAGAGAAGGUGCAGAUAGCGGCCAUUAUUCUGGGUUCCCUGUUCCUCAUCGCCAGCAUCUCCUGGCUCAUCUGGUCCUCCCUCAGCCCGUCGGCCAAGUGGCAACGUCAGGACCUGCUCUUCCAAAUCUGCUACGGCAUGUACGGCUUCAUGGAUAUCGUCUGCAUAGGCCUCAUCAUCCACGAGGGAUCAUCGGUGUAUCGAAUCUUCAAACGAUGGCAGGCUGUCAAUCAGCAGUGGAAAGUACUGAACUACGAGAAAUCAAAGGACUUGGGUGACCCGGUGAGUUCGAGCAGCAAGGCGGGAGCUCGCGGCUCUCGCGGGAACCCCCACGGCCUAGCCAGCAGCAGCGCCGGGCGACAGAGCAGGAGGCUAAGAACUAUUCUGAACCACCACUGUGGAUACACCAUCUUGCACAUCCUGAGUCAACUGCGGCCCAACGACCCGCGGAUCAGCGCCGCCGCCAACCGGGAGGUGGUGAUGAGGGUCACCACCGUAUGAGUCGGGGAGUCGGCGUGCGCGAUGGGAGGAAAAACACUUUUUUUUUGUCCAGAUGUAAAUGAGUGGAGGGACUUAACGGACCUGAAAUUAAAAAAAAACUAAAGACUCAUGUUGGCAACAAGAGCCCUGCGAGGAGCUGAGUGAUGCCCGGAGCAUCAACAGACAGCACACACACUAGAGGAUUUUUCCUCUUGUUUCGUACAACAAAAGGAAGCCAGAUGCUCCUUUUCAAUAAUUAAAGAACUGAUGAAAAUAAGGACGAAAAAGCAUUAAAAGACA